CCCACAUGUCAAUCUCGCCGCGUUCCCCGAGGCACUAUCCCCAACCUCACAGCUUCCCCCACGCCGAGCGGCACCGCGCGCGCACGCGACCAUCGAUCGAGCACUACACCUAGCAGCAGAGCAUGCAGCCGCCGUGCCUGGGCGCGUGCGGCGGCGGCGGGCUCGCCCUCCCCGUCCCGCGCCGCCGGGUCUCCUCCUCCUCCUCCCGCGGCGUCGCGCCGCCUAGGGCCUCCGUCUCGUGCUCCGCCGGGGGCGGCAAGGCGUCGCCGAGGGGGAAGGAGAACGUCUGGAGCGUCGACAACGAACGCGCCGCAAAGGAUGCGGGCCGGGGCCCGAAGCACCGCCGCAGGAGGCGCCCCGGCGGACGCCGCCUCCCGCCGCCGCCGCCGAGGAGGAAGGGCAAUGAUGCGGACUCCAGGGUUCUGGUGUCUGGAGCCAUGCUCGUGGAGGUCGAGACCGUGCUCCAAACUCAGGAACCUGUUAUAAAGCCUUCUUGGGAUACAUUUGCGAGUAGCUUAAGUGGUAACUGGAAGGGUGUUGGAGCUGUCUUCUCGCCAAUCACAGCAGAGAUGGAGCCUGUUGGAGUUGGGAGCAAAGAAGAGUACCUUUAUGACUGCUACACUCUUUCUCACAUCGAGAAAUGUUUUGAUAGUGGUCAUGGCUCCGAGAUCCGAAGGAGAACAAAUUGGGUCCCUAUCAAUCCUUUCGGGGAAGCUGUGAAGCAGAUCGCAUCAUAUGGCGGUGGGAGUUAUGAUGCUUCUAGUGGGAAGGGAACAGCUGAUUUGCCUUCAUAUGAGUCUUUUGAUCUUAACAGAAGUGCUGUGCUUGAUGAAGAAACUUUUGCUAUGGAGCCUGGAAUCGUAUUUUUUGAGGAUGGAUCAUACUCUAGAGGUCCGGUUGAUAUUGCAAUUGGUGAAUAUGAUGAAUCUAAAUACUUCCUUUCACCAACAUAUAAGUUUGAGCAAUGCCUUGUCAAAGGUUGCCACAAUAGGCUGCGGAUUGUGCAUACAAUUGAGUUUAACGAAGGAGGAGCUAACAUACAAAUUGUAAGGGUUGCUGUAUAUGAAGAAAAAUGGGCCAGCCCAGCAAAUAUCCAUGUUGAAGAUGAUACACUUGUUGAGCUUAAACCAUUCUCCCAAAGAAGCCGGACCAAACCAUCAGAACUGACAGGCUCCUGGAAAGUAUACGAAGUCAGUGCAACACCAAUUUUCAGUGAUGAAAUGCAAGAGCUAGAGGGCGGUUCUCCUUUCGUCUACUUGUGCAUGGAGACUGUGAAGAAGAGAACCUUGCCUGAGAGCUCAGUUGUCUUUGGGGAGGAGGAGAUACUCGACAUGCAGGAUGUCACCGUGCUUUGGUUACCUGGUGGCGUCACUGCCUAUGUUGACAUCAAUGAGGACGGUGUGCUCUGUAUUGGGGUUGGGUGGUACUCAGAAGAAGGGAUCAAUCUGGUGAUGGAGAGAGACUAUGGAACUGAUGGAAGGCUCAGGGAGGUUCGGAUGAAAACUGAAGUAAAACGCCGGUGGUAUCAGUCAGUUCCAUAAUAACCCAAAGAAUCACUUACUUGUUUCUGAAUAGGAGUGUAGGAUCAAUCUCCAAUAAUGCUUAUGGAGUAUGAAUUACACCAAACCUUUGUGACAGGUUUGAUGUACUUCAUAGAUAACUUGUAAAUUUGUGUUGCCUCUGUAGAAUGUGGAUGUUCUGGUUUCAUCAGUAAGAAAAUUGAGCUUAAAAAAAAAGCUCAUUUGCCGUUUGUCUAUGCA
Messenger RNA from Panicum hallii, 1760 nucleotides. RefSeq lists its product as uncharacterized. The coding region runs from base 123 to 1541 and encodes 472 amino acids. The record is from RefSeq and is a predicted model, not a curated record. Lineage: Eukaryota; Viridiplantae; Streptophyta; Magnoliopsida; Poales; Poaceae. The transcript is spliced from 5 exons.